Messenger RNA from Desarmillaria tabescens, 1419 nucleotides. RefSeq lists its product as uncharacterized. NCBI's taxonomy places the organism in Eukaryota, Fungi, Basidiomycota, Agaricomycetes, Agaricales, Physalacriaceae. The record is from RefSeq and is a predicted model, not a curated record. Bases 1 to 1419 code for a protein of 472 amino acids. The transcript has 3 exons.
AUGAACCAGGAAGACUACAAGACAUAUUAUUCUGUGACUACCCUCGAAUCCACGCUCCUUCUAUACGCCUACGAGCUAGAACGAACAUACCAAAGAGCACUGACCCUCCCAAACUCCGCCCAAGCAUGCCACAGCCCUCAGUCCCAGAAGACGACCACGUCUUCUCACAGCAAGACAUGGAAGGGCAAAAUGGCAGCAGGGGCAAAGAAGAUAGGUCUUCCCUUCGGGAAGAAAACAUCGGACGAAACAGCAUCUCUCCAAACAACAGAGAGCAGCUACACGUACGAGAAGCCAGAAGGAUCUACAUUGAUGUCACUAGAGGAAGAAUCCUCACCGACCGAGGCCAUGAAAUACGCCUCCCAAGUACAACACCAAGAGCCAUCGAAGGAGAGUGGGUACGGCCAAAUGCUGGGCACGAUGUGGGAAGUAGCAGUGGCGGCCCAGAUAGUUCAGACUAUGGAAGUGCCAGGUCAAUGGAUGAGCACACCCAGCGGUCAUGGGGAGAGCCCGUCGUGGCCAGAAGUGGCACAACAACGGAAGGCGAGUCAAGGGAUACGACGAGGGAUUCCCCAGAGCCAAGAAUCCAAGGCCCUGGAUCCCCGACCAGCUCCUCCAGCUGGCUAUCCUGGUACUCAGCAGAUGGGACUCGACGAGUCUAUGGGAUCAACACUCCACGACGUUAUUCAUCACCAAUCCCUGGCUCAAGUCGAUAUGUUCCAGACCCUCCAAUCCAACCUGACCCCAGGGAACGAGGACAGUGACCUCAGGGCAUGGGCAGACACCUUCGGGGAGCCCACGACUGCACGAAUCUCACCAGUCAAGUCCACAUCCUCCAUUGGGAGAACCCUUGACACUAUUACCGAGGGAGAAAACCCUAUCCCUCUCAUACCCACAAGACCCUCUGGGACCCAAACCCCAUACUACUCUGCCAACGAAGACCCAUGGGGAGAGCAGACAGAUACAAACGAGCUACUCGAGCAGCAUCCCCAUGCAGACUCCCCGCCGUGGGAGCAAAGGGUCUUAUUCGCAGACACCAACGAGGAGGACACUGUCCUCUGGUGGUUCACAGGAGCCCAAUCCCUCGCCGGAACUACCAACGCAUCGAAUCCCGUCGAGACAGAGCUCGAUCAGGCGAGUCUCACAGACUGGCCUCACUGCAGGUGCCGGAUCUGCCGACAACUAUGGGACCUGGCCCGAGCCCGAUAUAACGAGGUUGGACCUCACCCAGAGCUCGAACCUUUCCUCAACCCCGAACCCACCUUCUACGUCCAACCCCCCUUUAUAUCACAAAGAGAGCUUCAGUGGUGGGUCUAUGAGAGAGAGGACUUCGACCAAAUCUUUGAAGAGUACCGAAGGUACUUCACAUAUGUCUGGAACUGGAACCAGAUAUGGAUCGAUGGAAAUCCCUAUCUCUUAUGA